Molecule: messenger RNA, 815 nt
Organism: Limanda limanda (common dab)
Lineage: Eukaryota; Metazoa; Chordata; Actinopteri; Pleuronectiformes; Pleuronectidae
Product: ependymin-like
Exons: 6
Coding region: 1-669 (222 amino acids)
Biological process (GO): cell-matrix adhesion
Cellular component (GO): extracellular region; lysosome
Molecular function (GO): calcium ion binding
Source: RefSeq, a predicted model, not a curated record
AUGAACUUCAUCAGCGUGCUGUCCUGCCUCGGCCUGCUGCUGGCAGCUGCCGUCGCCCAAGAUCCUAAACCCUGCGUUGCUCCACCGCUGAUGAGUGGAGGCAUCUCUGUGAUGAGUGGCGACGGAAGCUACAUGUCAACAGGAACAAUCAGCUUCGAUGCUUAUGGUCAGAGGAUGCGGUUUAGAAACUAUGGGAUGGAGGGGAAUCAGACCUAUGGUGUGGACCAGCUCAUGCUUUUCAGCCAGAAAGUCUAUUAUGAGAUUGACUGGAGCAAAAUGUCAUGCAAGAAAAUGAUGCUGGAUGACGCUUUCAUUCCCAUGCACGUGCCCUCUGAUGCUAAACUCAUGGCUCAGGUAUUCUUGGGCUCCUCUUCCUCCUGGGGAAUGGGUGUGCUGGUCAACAACUGGUAUGGAAGCCUGCCCAACAACAGCAAGUAUACCGCUGUGUUCACUGAGAUUGGCUGCAUCCCAAUGGUCUACAACUCCUACACUCCAGGAUCUGGAUGGAUGACCAUCAGCAUGUUCAACUGGGUCUUGGGCAACACUAAUCCUCAGGAUUACGUCCCACCUUUCAUCUGCGCCAGGGCUAAACUGGAGGAGAUGGAGACACCACAUACCAUCUUCACUGCCUUGGAGUCUCUGGCCAUGAAGACCAAGCAAGAGGAGUAAACAUGUGGAGCAUCUCACCAUGAAUAAUCACUAAUACUGCUCCUAGAGCUAAACUUUAACCAAAUGAUCCAGUAAUCAUCAAAGAAUAUAAAGGAAAUUGGAAUGGAAUGAUUAAAAGGUUUCUUUAGCCUGCUGAGCUGCUUUAU